Syngnathoides biaculeatus (alligator pipefish) is the source of this 3765-nucleotide messenger RNA. RefSeq names its product ddb1 and cul4 associated factor 5 (gene dcaf5). NCBI's taxonomy places the organism in Eukaryota, Metazoa, Chordata, Actinopteri, Syngnathiformes, Syngnathidae. Gene Ontology annotation, biological process: negative regulation of fatty acid biosynthetic process. The transcript is spliced from 9 exons. Gene Ontology annotation, molecular function: protein binding. The coding region runs from base 525 to 2708 and encodes 727 amino acids. The record is from RefSeq and is a predicted model, not a curated record. Gene Ontology annotation, cellular component: cytoplasm; Cul4-RING E3 ubiquitin ligase complex.
UAAAAACUUGGGUGAGUAAUAAUGAUAAUAAUAGUAAUUCAGUGAUCCAAUAAAACAUAUAAAUCAACACAUUUUGUUUAUAUGAACAAUAAUAAAUCAAUAAUAAAAUAGUCAUAGUGAAUACCUGUACUGUAUACAUACGAUAUAUAAAUGUAAUGGUGGUCUGGUGUAGUAAUUUUACAUCACUAAGGUAGUUUUUGUAAUGACCUCCUUGAAGUAAAACGACUCAUAGAAAGAACAAAAGCAUGAAAUAAUGUUCGUCAAAUGAUUAAAGGUAUUGAAUGAUGAUGACGACGGACUGGCAGGCGGGCAGGGAGAGCAAAGGAGGGAGGGAGGGAGCGAGCGAGCGAGCGAGAGGGACGGGGGAGUCCUCCGCUCCAGCGACCGGACUAGGAAGCAUUCGCUCGCUCCGACUGGCAUCCCAACAACAAUGAGCACCGCGCCGGGCUAGGGGCGUCACUCGUCGGGUCGGCAGAUGACCAGCGAGCACGGAUUGCGGUAGUCGGCUCAGCACCACCGUCGCCAUGAAGGAGCUGAAGGGCUGCGGUAUGCGCUCGUCGGUAGGCUUUUUGUCCCGCCGCGGGCUGACGGGGCAGCCGCUGAUGAAGGAUGAGUUCCAGCGGCGCAGGCUGGCCGGCUGCACCAGCCUGUACAAGAAGGACAUGCUCGGACACUUCGGCUGCGUCAACGCCAUCGAGUUCUCCAACAACGGCGGCGAGUGGCUGGUGUCCGGCGGAGACGACCGCCGGGUCCUCCUGUGGCACAUGGAAGAAGCGCUCCACGCUCGCUCCAAACCGCUCAAGCUGAAAGGAGAGCAUCUGUCCAACAUCUUCUGCCUCGCCUUUGACAGCAGCAACAAGAAGGUUUUCUCUGGAGGAAACGACGAGCAGGUGAUUCUUCACGACGUGGAGAGACGGGAGACGCUCAAUGUGUUCCUGCACAUCGACGCCGUGUACAGCCUCUCGGUCAGCCCCGUGAACGACAACGUCUUCGCCAGCUCGUCCGACGACGGCCGCGUCCUCAUCUGGGACACCCGAGAGCCUCCACAUGGAGAACCCUUCUGCCUGGCCAACUACCCGUCGGCCUUCCACAGUGUGAUGUUCAACCCGGUGGAGCCCCGACUGCUGGCCACCGCCAACUCCAAGGAAGGGGUCGGCCUCUGGGACAUUCGCAAGCCGCGCAGCACGCUGCUGCGCUACGGCGGCAGCAUGUCGCUGCAGAGCGCCAUGAGCGUGCGCUUCAACAGCACGGGCACGCAGCUGCUGGCGCUGCGCCGCCGCCUGCCGCCCGUCCUCUACGAGCUGCACUCGCGCCUGCCCAGUUACCAGUUCGACAACCAAGGCUACUUCAACUCCUGCACCAUGAAGAGUUGCUGCUUCGCCGGCGACCGUGAUCAGUACAUCCUGUCCGGCUCGGACGACUUCAACCUCUACAUGUGGAAAAUCCCCACGGACCCCGAAACGGGAGGCCGCGUAGUGAACGGAGCCUUCAUGGUUCUCAAGGGCCACCGGUCCAUCGUCAACCAGGUCCGCUUCAACCCGCACACCUACAUGAUCUGCUCGUCCGGUGUGGAAAAAGUCAUCAAGGUGUGGAGUCCUUACCAGCAGCCCGACAGUCUGGGCGAUCUGGACGGGUGCGCGGAGGACAAGUGCCGCAGCCUGUACACGCACGAGGAGUACAUCAGCCUGGUGCUGAACAGCGGCAGCGGCCUGUCGCACGACUACGUCAGCCAAUCCAUCCAGGAGGACCCGCGGAUGAUGGCCUUCUUCGAUUCGCUGGUGCGACGCGAGAUCGAGGGCUGGAGCUCGGACUCGGAUUCGGACCUGAGCGAGGACGCCAUCAUGCAGCUGCACGCCCGCGGCCGCCGCGCGACCCGCGCCACCACGGCAGGGGCGGCGGCGGCGGCGGCUGCGGCUACCGAAAGCGCGGCGGGAGCCGGAGUUGGAGGAGACGACUCUGGUAAUUCCAGUUCCGGAGGGGACGGCGAGGGGCGCUCCACGAGGCUGAGCAGCCGCCCGCCGUCGGGCUUCCUGGCGAACGACGACUCCGACUCCAGCGAGUUCUGGCUGGACCCGAUGCCGCGCCCCCGCUCGCCGAGCCCGCGCGACUACACCACCAUGUCCAUCCCCUCGUCCACCUCCCCGUCGUUUCCCGCCAGCGCCUCCAGUUCCUCGGCCAGCGCCUCCAGCUCCAGCAGCGACGACGAGGAGCGACGCAGCGCCGUCCGUCAGCGCAACGUGACGAGGCGGCGACGCAUGCGAGCGGCGUCGCGCGCCGGCGAGCGGCCCGACGCCGACUCCGCCGGGCAGGCCCUGUUCUCCGCCGCGGACCCGUGCAGCUACCCGUCCAUCUCCGUCCACGACUUGACGUCCUCGGACGGAGAGGAGUCCGAACGCGACGGCGGGAAACAACGUCUCAGCCUGUCGGAUUUGGUGUGCGGCAGCCCGGUGAUGCCGCUCGACUGUCAGGCGGACGGGAGCCAGCCGGCGACGGGAGACCGCCGGAGGACCGAGACCGCCUCGGACGACGGGGAGGCGGCGGGCGUGAACGGGCGCCGCCGAGAAGCCGCCGCCGGACUGCCGGAGGACGGGGACGGCGUCGCGGACACAAGGACGGGAGAGAGGCUAAAAGUCCCCACGCAGAAGCGGACUCACGUGGGAUCAGAAGAGGGUGAGUGCGGCUCCUCGGAGAAGAAGCUCAAAACAUAGUUGCUGCUUUUUCAGUUCGGUUUUGUUUUCAUUAGUUUGGAGGUCGUGUGAACCGGGAGGGGGCAGGAAGUGAAGUUGCGGAAUUAUUCGCUCAUUCCUUAAUACCUAAUUUAAUUUUUUUUUUUGGAGAAGAAGAAGAAGAAGAAUAGGAAUUUUAUGCUCAGGCCGAAGCGAUAAAAGUAUGAUUAACACACAUUUGUGCCAUCUUGGUGCUAAGGAAAUAUGUUGACAGUUGAGGAGUUUGCUUUCGACGAAAGAACUGCUUUCGCACCACCUUGUUACAUCUUUUAAGUAAUAAUCAAUGUUUUUUUAAAAAAUAAUCUAACUUUUGUGCAAUUAACUAUGAAUGCCAUAAAAUGGUGCCAAAAGAGUUUUUUGGGUCAAAAAAUGAACCUCCUCAACUGAUUUUGGCGCUGAGAUGCCACCAGAAGGCAGCAAUUAACCACAUAUUUUGCUAAAUCUAAUCAUUUUUACCGCCACAACAUAGUGACAAAAGACCACUUUUGUGAAAACGAAGUUCCUCAACUCACUUAAGCGCUGAUAUGCCAUCAGAAGAAGGCAAUUACUUUCAUUUUGGGUCUUUUUUGAGUUAUUGAAGCACCCCCUCGCCGAGAGUUUUACUCGACUACAGUUGUCUAUAAAUGCCACAAGAUUUCUGAUUAAAUGAAGCUCCUCAACUCACUUCUGCGCUUAGAUACCACCAGAUGGCGCCGAAGUCCAGUACAAAUUCCUCUGAUCGGGUAGUAGGGAAUGAGUGAAUGAUUCCAGACACGCGCAUUUCGUUAUCAGUACUAUUUUUAUCGCUUUGGUGGUCAUGUGACCCCACCCCCCCAUCCUCCAAAAGACAGGAAGUGAAGUCGUUGAUGUGGACACGGCACGCAAAGUGACUCGCCAUUUUCUUUCAAGUGUUUGACGUCGCGCGUACGCGUUCUGUUCGGAUGUUUGUUUUCCUUUCUUUGGAUUUCUUUGCGCCGGGGGGAGAUGACGAGCGGCGUCGCGUUUCGAUCGUUACAAAGCAGACAUGUUUUCUGUCAAUAAAGUUUUGUCUUGUUCUCCA